AUUGUACAUACGGAUCUUAUGCUUUGUCCGCAACAUCUAAUUUAUAUUCGACAAUUACAUGCAUUAGAACGCUGGUGUGAGGAACGUGUACAGUGUUUGCCAAUGCCUGUAUGAUAUUGAGUAAAUACACAGUAAAUAAAUUUGAAACAUUUCGUGGUAUUCAUUUUAAGUACAGUUACCGGGAAGCAGUGUUCGAUCAACCGAUUGCCUUCCGGGAAUUACUUUUUGUUCCAUCUCCCCCGGUUUACUCAUUGUCAGCUGUCACUUAACAGUUAACACACCCAUUAAUUCAGAUUGCACUGGAAAGCACUAAGCGUUUGCAAAACAGAGAAAACGUUGGUAAAACAUGUCUUCGAACGUGAAAGUCUGCGACAUCGAAGAUGAUGUCAAAGAGGAAUUGAAAAAGUUUAGAUUCCGCAAGAACGAAAAUAAUGCUGCAUUGAUUCUUAAAGUGGACAGAGAGAGGCAGAAGAUUUGCAUUGACGAGCUACUAGAGGACAUUACAAUUGACGAGCUACAAGACUCGCUGCCCGGUCACCAACCAAGAUAUAUAGUAUAUAGUUACAAAAUGGAGCACGCGGAUGGGAGACUGUCUUAUCCGAUGUGUUUUAUCUAUUACACUCCAAGAGAUAGCCAAAUGGAACUGCAGAUUAUGUACGCUGGGACAAAGUUAGCACUUCAAAAGGAAGCUGACCUCACUAGAGUCUACGAGGUACGAGAGUUGGACGAACUCACAGAAGACUGGCUUAAAGAAAAAUUGAGCAGAUAAAUAUCAGCUUGUGUAUAAUAGGUACAAGCGAUUUGGAGGUUUUUCCUAAUCAGAAAUCAGGUCUAACUACCCCAUCCCCCAAGACUGUAGAUACUUUUUAAUGGUAUGCUUAAUUUCAUAUUUUUUAAAUUGCU
This is a messenger RNA of Diprion similis, 903 nucleotides long. RefSeq names its product glia maturation factor beta (gene GMF). The transcript is spliced from 4 exons. Lineage: Eukaryota; Metazoa; Arthropoda; Insecta; Hymenoptera; Diprionidae. The coding region runs from base 347 to 769 and encodes 140 amino acids. Gene Ontology annotation, molecular function: actin binding; Arp2/3 complex binding. Gene Ontology annotation, cellular component: actin cortical patch. Gene Ontology annotation, biological process: negative regulation of Arp2/3 complex-mediated actin nucleation; actin filament debranching. The record is from RefSeq and is a predicted model, not a curated record.